Messenger RNA from Daktulosphaira vitifoliae (grape phylloxera), 6640 nucleotides. RefSeq names its product dedicator of cytokinesis protein 1 (gene mbc). Gene Ontology annotation, biological process: small GTPase-mediated signal transduction; cell migration. NCBI's taxonomy places the organism in Eukaryota, Metazoa, Arthropoda, Insecta, Hemiptera, Phylloxeridae. Gene Ontology annotation, molecular function: small GTPase binding; guanyl-nucleotide exchange factor activity. The record is from RefSeq and is a predicted model, not a curated record. Bases 292 to 6096 code for a protein of 1934 amino acids. The transcript has 33 exons. Gene Ontology annotation, cellular component: cytoplasm; plasma membrane.
AUGUACUAGCGCAGUUAAAACUUGAAAAAUGAAAAUGAAAAUUGUUACAUUUAUGUUUUAGUUAUUUUUGAGAAUAUUUCUUCUUGUUUACUUUCAGUAUUUACUUCUCGUUAAGUAUUCUAGAUGAUUUGACAGUGUAUAAGAUUUAAUUUUUUUAUAUUACAUUUAUAUUUAGCCCUUUUUUUUUAUACUGUACCUUCAUUGAAUAAUUUUGAUACGUUGUAGUAAAAUACUUGGCUUAUGUUGUAAAUAUUUCUGUUCAUAUUUGUUAACCAAUGACACUUUUAUGACAUGACUAUCAAUAAUUGGACACAUGUUGGAGAAAAAAGGAGAUAUGGUAUUGCUAUUCAUAAUUAUUUACAAAGUGGUCCACACAGAAUCAAGUUGUUGGUUGGUGAAUGUGUACACGUUUUGGAAGAAUGCACUGAUUGGUAUUACGGAUUUACUUUUAAAAAUAAAUCAACUCACGGAAUAUUUCCUAAAAAAUUUGUUCAUAUUAUGGAUAAUGUUGUUGAAAAAUUUGGACCAGCUGAGCUGACAGUGUUAAAACAGCCUCAAAUAGUUCAUGAACUUACCAGUGUUGUUAGAGAGUGGGCUAUUAUUUGGAAACAAUUAUACAUUUGUAACAACUUAAAUUUUAAAAAUGUAGAAAACAAAAUCUAUGAACUAGUAAAGUUUAGAAGUAAAAUUUUAUCAGGUACAUUACCUAUUGAUGAAUUAAAAGAAGUACAAAGAUUAGCAACAUCCACCAUAGAUGUUGGAAAUAAAUUAUUGGGUUUAGAUAUGGUUGUUAGAGAUGAACAGGGUAAUAUAUUAAAUCCGCUUCAUACACCAACUAUACAAUUAUACAAACAUCAUGAAACUGCUACAAAUCGAAUUCAAAAUGCAUCUACUGCAAGUAAUAUAAAAAAAUCAAGCGAGACAGUAAAUUAUAUUUAUAAUUACACUGUAUAUUUUUCUCUGCACAACUUUAUGUGUAAAAUGACUGAUGAUGCUGAAUUAUUAUUAUCGUUAUAUGAUGCUAAAAAUGCAAAAUCAAUUUCUGAAAACUUUGUUGUAAAAUGGGUCUCAAAUAAAGUAGAUCAAGGAGGAUGGUCUCAAAAUGAUAUUUUCCAUAAUUUUAAGGCUUUAUUUACAGAUUUAGGAACUCGAGAUCUGGCCAGAGAAAAAGUGUACUUAGUCUGUUAUAUAGUGAGAAUUGGUGGUAUGGAAAGUGAUAGCAAUACUAAAAAAAGUUUAAUGACAUCACAAAUCAGAAGACCAUGGGGUGUGGCAGCCUUAGAUCUAACUUUAUAUUUUACUCGAAAACUUGAAAGUGAUGAAGACAAACAUCAUUUUAUGCCAUUUUUACCAUGUGAAAAAGAUAAUUUGGAAAAUACACUAAAAAGAUAUUUAAAUUUAAAAGACUACUCUCAUAAAGAUCAUAAAGGUCAAGGAUUACAUGUGAGCUUUAAACUACUUAAUGGAGAUAUCAAGCAGGUUCGAGAAGAAUAUCCUCAUUUGGUAUUAGGUAAUGUCUCAUUGAUAAGGAAAAUGGGUUUUCCUGAAGUUAUUUUGCCUGGUGAUGUUAGAAAUGACUUAUAUUUAAUGUUAGUUGGAGGAGAGUUUUCUAGGGGUAGUAUGUCCUCUGACAAAAACAUUCAAGUUACUAUUACUGCUUGUAAUGAAAAAGGUGUUAAGUUAUUAGGAGUAAUAUUUUUGGGCGGUGAAUCAGAAUCUAUUUCUGAAUUUAAUUCAGUUGUGUAUUACCAUGAAGACAAACCACGAUGGUUUGAAAUUGUUAAAUUGGCUAUUCCUAUUGAAGAUUUUAAAGGUAGUCACUUAAAAUUUACAUUUAAACAUCGAUCUUCUAAUGAAGCUAAAGACAAAAAUGAAAAACCCUUUGCUUUAUCUUUUGUAAAAUUAAUGCAAGACAAUGGCACCACAUUACGAGAUACAUUACAUGAACUUCUUGUGUACAAAAUUGACUACAAAAAAUUUGAUCCUACAGAUAUAGCUUAUCUUACUUUAGCUUCCAGAAAAAAUGAAUUAGUAGAUACAAACAAUCGUAUAUCUGUACCUGGUUUAUCUUUAGCUAAUAAAGAUGUGUUUAUUAUCCAUACAAAUAUAUGUUCUACAAAACUUACUCAAAAUGUUGAUCUUUUAAGUUUAUUAAAUUGGGCAAGUCACCCUGAUAAGCUUAAGGAAAGUCUUAACGCUUUAAUGAAAGUUGAUGGAGAAGAAAUUGUUAAAUUCUUACAGGAUGUAUUAGAUGCUUUAUUUAAUAUUCUUAUGCAUAAUUCUGAUUCUGAUCUGUUUGAUAAUAUGGUGUUUGAUUGUUUGCUUUAUAUUAUUGGACUAGUCUCAGACAGAAAAUAUCAACAUUUUCAACCAGUUUUAGAUUUAUAUAUUCAAGAAAGCUUUUGUGCUACUCUUGCUUAUAAUAAACUUAUUGUAGUCUUAAAAUGUUAUUUAUCUCAUUGGGAAAGUACUGAUAAAGAUCUUCUCUUAAACAUAAUGAAAUCUUUCAAAUAUAUUAUGAAAUUCAUUGCAAGGUCACGGUUCCUAUUUUCACAAUUAUAUGAAGGAAAAGGACAACAAACUUUUGAAGCUUCAAUGUAUGAAAUGUUAAAACUCAUAUCAAAUUUAAUGUGUAUCAAUACAGAUUCUACUUUAUUAUUACAAGGAGCAUGCUUGAAAUAUUUACCCCAUUCAAUUCCUGAUAUCAUAAUAGUGUUUAGCUGUACACAACUUAGUUCACUGUUGGUAGAAUUGAUAGGAAAUGUACCUCCAUCCAGACUUGUGAAACAAAAGCUAAUGACCAUGAAUGAUAUAGUACAUAGCAAGCUUUUUUUUAAUGCCGAUUGUAGAGCUAUUUUGCUACCAUCUGUUUUAGCUAAAAUCAAAGAAUUAUUGGAAUCUUCUGACGAGGCCAAAACUAGCAUCGAGUAUCGAAACAAAUCCAAAUCUGUCGCAAAAAUUGCCAAAGUGCUGGGAGCCAGUGGUCGUAAUCUCCUCGACUCUCAUGACAUAAGUGAUCAAGUUGAAAUGUGUGUAAAGUUAUUAGGGGACAUAAUGGAUCUUUUAUAUGCAGCUGAUCCAGUGUCAACAUUUCGUGAUAUUACUGAAAUAAUGUUAACAGUUUUGCGAACUGUUAUUCAAACUACUAUAGCAAUGGACAGAGAAGGAUCCUUAUUAGGUUAUUUAGUAUCUAUUAUGAUAGCAGCAUUACGUCAAAUGUCUGCUGAACAUUUUGAUAUAUAUAUAAAGCAUUUCCCUACUAGAAUUGAUUUAUUAGAUUUCCUAAUGGAAAUUUUGUUAGUAUUUAAAGAUCUUGUAUCACGGCCUGUUUUCCCCCCAGAUUGGUGUGAAAUGAUAAUGUUACAAAAUAGUGUUAUAUUAAAGUCUUUGAGAUAUUUUUCACAUACAAUUAGAGAUUAUUUCUUUAAAGAUUUUGAACAUCAAGCAUGGAAUAACUUUUUUCAUUGUGCUAUUAUUUUUUUAACACAACCAUCUCUUCAAUUAGAAAAAUUUUCAUCCAAUAAACGUUGGAGAAUUAUUAGUCGAUAUAAAGAUAUGCGUAGAGAAACUGGUUUUGAAAUUAGAAGCAUGUGGUUUAAUUUAGGACAAUACAAAGUACAAUUUGUGCCCAACCUAGUAGGAUUAUUUUUAGAAAUGACAUUAAUUCCUGAAAUUGAAUUACGUAAAGCUACUAUUCCAAUAUUUUUUGACAUGAUGCAGUGUGAAUUUUAUUCAUGUUUUGAUGGGCACACUAAUAAACGUGAUUCUAGUAAUAUUAAAGCUAAAUUUAAUGAAUUUGAAAAUGAAAUGAUUGCUAAACUAGAUUAUUUAGUAGAAGGAGGCAAAGGUGAUGAACAGUUUAAAGAACUUUUUAAAUCCAUAAUGUUAAUGCAGUGUGAAAAUCACUCUACAAUGAAAGAACAAGGUAUAAGAUUUGUGAAAAUUGUUACUUGCUUAAUGGAGCGAUUACUUGAGUAUCGAGCAGUUGUAGAUGAUGAGAAUAAAGAAAAUCGAAUGAACUGCACUGUCAAUUUAUUAAAUUUCUAUAUGGACAUCAAGCGUCAAGAAAUAUAUAUUAGAUAUGUAAACAAACUUUGUGCUCUUCAUUUGGAUUGUGAUGAUUUUGCAGAAGCUGCUUAUACACUUAGAUUACACAGUGAAUUGUUAUCGUGGUCCAAUGACUCAUUACCACCUUUGUUGCGAUCACCACUGAGAUAUCCAACUUGUGAUACUCACAGGCAAUUAAAAGAAGCCCUUUAUCACGAUAUUAUUGAUUAUUUUGAUAAAGGAAAAAUGUGGGAAUGUGCUGUAAGUAUGUGUAAAGAAUUAGUUAGACAGUGUGAAUGUGAAACAUAUGAUUACAUUCAAUUAAGUUCUUUGCUGCACCGUAUGUCAAACUUUUAUGAUAAUAUAAUAAAGCAACUUCGACCUGAACCUGAAUAUUUCAGAGUAGCUUAUUAUGGUAAAGGUUUCCCAUCGUUUUUACAAAACAAAAUAUAUGUAUACAGAGGAAAAGAAUAUGAAUUUUUGAGUGAUUUCUCAACAAGAAUUCGCCAUUUGUUUCCUAAUGCUACAUUAAUGCAAACACUUUCAAAACCUGGAUCAGAUAUCAUGGAAUCUACAAGUCAAUAUUUACAAAUAAAUAGUGUUGAACCUGUAAUGGAUGAACGAAAAGAACAUUUGUUAAAAAAACCCAUUAAUGAACAAAUAUUAAGACAUUACAGGGUAAAUGAUGUCAAAAAAUUUAAAUUCUCGAGGCCUUUUUACCGUAUAGAUCCAAAAAUGGAAUCAAAUAAUGAUAAUGAAUUUGCUAAUCUUUGGAUAGAACGUACUGUUAUGGAUACUACAUCUUCUUUACCGGGUAUCUUACGAUGGUUCCCAGUAAAACAUUCUGAAUCUUAUGAAAUAAGCCCACUUGAGAAUGCUAUUGAAACAAUGCAAGAAGCUAAUAGAGAGUUAAGAGAGUUAAUAAUUACUCAUCGCAAUGAUGCGUCAUUGCCUCUUCAUCCAUUAAGUAUGAAAUUAACUGGUAUAUUGGAUGCUGCUGUAAUGGGUGGUGUGACUAAGUAUGAAAAAGCAUUCUUUUCUACAGAAUAUUUUGAAAACCAUAUGGAAGAUGAAUUAUUAAUUCAGCAGCUAAAAGACUUAGUAGCAUUACAAAUACCUUUAUUAGAAAUUGGUGUUAAAGUCCAUGGUGCUAGAGCUGAUCCUAAUUUAACUCCUUUGCAAUUACGACUUGAAGAUUGUUUUGCAAAAAUGAAAAUGCAUAUUGAAAAUAAAUAUGGAAAGAAAACAUGUGAUAUCAAAUUUGAUAAUAUUAAGAUAAGACGACACACAACAACAGGAAAUAAUAUAAAUGAAAAAAGAUAUUCUGGUUCCAGUAUUGGAUCUACUGAUUUUAUUUUCAGAGGGCAAAAUGGUACUACAAAUUCAAAAUCAUCUUUAAUAGCCACAACUUCACUUUCAUCUAGUUUAGCCAUAUUUGCUGGUCCUGUCCUUGUGUCAGGAUCAAAUAAGUUUGGAACAAUUGGAGCACUUUCUAGAAAAGAUAAAAAAGAAAAAAAGAGACGAAAUAGAACUGUAUCAAAAAUGACGAUAUCCAAUGAUAGAGAUUCUAGUAUUUCAAAUACUUCUACAAGCACUAGUCAAUGGUAUACUAUGUCAGAUAAUGAUAACAUGUCAAUAAGUUCAAUAAAUAGUACUUUGAGUGCAUUUUCAUCACCAGCGCCUGUCAUUGAAUUACGUCAAGAAUUGACACCAAAAAGGCCCCUACGUUCAGAAGUAGAAAAAGAAAAACGUUUAAGUCGUCCUAAUAGUGGACAAUUUCAAUAUUCUAAAUUACCAUCAAUGAAUAGCCUUAAUAGAGACUCUUUAGUAACAACAGAUUCGACAGCCAGUGAUGAUGAUGUACCACCUCCAUUACCCAGGAAAGCUAGAGAAACGGAUUACUCCAAUUUAUCAGACAAAGACAAUUUAGCAAUGUCAGAUUAUUCUAGUCCAAUUAUUAUUAAUAAUAUACCACUAGUGAAUUCAGAAGAUGACAUUAGACCACCCACACCUCCUCCUAAAAAGCCACAACUGAAAUCUUCUAUAUGAAAAAAACUUUAUUUUUAAUGUUAUGACAUAAAGCAAUAAUAUAUUUUUUGAAUAUAAUAUAAUAUUACAUAUAUUAUAUUAAUUUUAUAUAUUUUUUAAAUCAAAGAAUAAAUUUAAAAAUAAGUUGUACUUGUAUAUUUUAUUUUGAAGUAUUAAAAUUUAUGUUAAAUUAAUUUUUUAUAAUAUAUUCAUGAUCGAUAAAUAGUAUUAAUAUGAACAAAUUGUUAACCAAAUCUCUGAUUAUUUUUUUUAAACUUAAUGUUAAUUUUCUGUAUACAAAACUGUGCAAUAUUUGUGAAACUUUUGUAUAUUUUUACUCAUUAUUAAAUCAUUGCGGUACUUUGUUUAUAAUUUACUAUAAAAAAUUUUUUUAGACAAUUGUGUUGUAAUGUAUUAUUAAACUAUACCGAAUUAUUUGAACUGCCUCAUUGUAAUAUUAAACUAGCAUGAAUUUUAGAAAUAAAGUUUAAUUAAAGAUAAGUAUGACUCAAUUAAAAAUAUGUGAACAGUUACCAUGUCAACAUUUUAAAUGAUAUGUCAAUUA